AUGGACGACCGCGGCUUCAUUCUGGACGGUCAUGCCACGGCGCGAGAUGUGUACAGUACCCUUCACGGCGAUGAGAUUCGCACCUUGUUGCUUGCCCCUGGCAAGAAUACCCCGAUCGUCUGCGAAUUGCAGGUAAUACCAUCUCCGAGCAGCGCCCAGUUCGAGGCGCUCUCAUAUGUCUGGGGCGACACCGCCAAAUCCAACGCCAUUUCGUGCAACGGCUUCGAGUUUACUGUCACCGAGUCGUUAUAUACAGCUCUCACUCACUUGCGAUACCCGGAUUCGUGGAGACGGCUUUGGGUGGACCAGCUGUGUAUCAACCAGCUCGAAGAUCACGAGUUGAUGAAGCAAGUUGCCAUGAUGGGCAAACUUUACUCUUCUGCGUGCCGGGUGAUCGUCUGGCUCGGGAUGUACGACCAAAAGAUGUCAUUUGCCUUCGACCUGGUUCAGGAGACUUCGUUGAGUUCAAGUCUCGUCCGCUCCGACUUUCUUCACUCGUCUUCAGGGCCGUCGACGCCUCGAAGGAAGUCGCUACCGCCACGGAACACGCCACGAUCAGCGGGCUUCUCAAGACGCUCCAGCCGUGCCUCGAGCUCACGAGAGAGCCUUACCAGCCUUUCAGCAUCAACCUCCAGCCUCGAUAGCCACUCUUACCAGGCCUCACGACCGAAGAACCGGCGAAACAAUACACCUCCUGCGCUGAAACAUGCACUGUCAAUCUUCCAGCACGUCUACUUCUCGAGAAAAUGGACGUUUCAGGAGAUCAUUCUGGCCAAAGCAGCAAUCAUCUGCUGCGGCGACCUCGAAAUGGCAUGGAGCGAUCUGUCUCUAUGGUACUUCCACUAUGCGUCCAAGCUUCGCAGUUCCAGCCUGCUGUACGACUCCGAUGGCGCCUUUGAGAACAUCCUGAAAGUCCGAAAUGAACUCGACAAGGGCACCCUGACACUGAGCAACCUGCUCAUGCUCACCAGACCGAGGCUAAGCACCAAGCCGGAGGAUGCGGUCUACGCUUUGCUCGGCUUGGUGCCUGAUCUGGUGCCGUCGUUGAAUCGCACCUUCGAUGCCAUCGCAUCUUCGGGAGAAGAAGAUCUUUUCAGACUCUACUUGGAGGUCUUCCGACAUUGCAUCGACAAAGAGCAGGAUCUGGCGAUCUUGAGCGCUGCCGGGAGAUAUAGGGGCAAUGUUCAAGCAGGAAAUUGGCCCGGUUGGCUUCCAGACUGGAGGCAGAAACUGCCAUUGCGACCAUUGGUUCUCAACAAUCCCACGACGCUUGGUCCAGAGUCUGCUUUCGACGAGGAAGUGCCUUUCAGCUCCUCAACUCCAUCGGAACGGGUCCAGCCACUACUCUACAAGCUGCACUUCGACCCUGCAAUGCUGCCUCUAUCGUCACGCCGAUUGUCCAUGGUCGUUACCGGGGUGCGUCUCGGCUGCAUUGUCACACGUCCACUCGCGUGGCCUGGAUCAUUCCUGGUCGCUGACUCAUUGGGCCGGUCCGCAUUGGAAGAUGUCUUCGCCAUGGGUGAAGACAAAUAUUCGCAACCACUCGCUUCCCUGGCUCCCUCGUUCACGACGCUGCUACAUCAGUCCCAGACGGUGAGAGGAUCGAAGGUGGAGCAGAACUACUCUGCGAAGUUGAUUCAGUCUUCACUCGAAGCUGGGGCUCGAUGUUGCGCCGUCCGAACAUCUGCCAUGGUUGAAACUGGAGAUUUGAUCUGUGCAUUCACAGGUGGGAAGGUGCUGUUCGCAAUACGCCCUCUCCAAGGGGAGCGCAACUCAGGUCGCAACCAUGUUGUCAAGCGUGGCCCCAGAGGAAAGAGGAAGCUACAAGGCUCUUCGACCCGGACAGCCACGUCUUCAUCCGCCGACGCGCCUCACUGGUCCCUCAAAUGCCUCUUCCUAGGGGAAUGCGCCGUGCACGGGCUGAAUCCAGCGGAGCUGUUGGGACAUCAGGUAGACGAAGAGGAGAUGAUGGAGUUUGAAUUGACAUAG
This is a messenger RNA of Cladophialophora carrionii CBS 160.54, 1989 nucleotides long. RefSeq lists its product as uncharacterized. NCBI's taxonomy places the organism in Eukaryota, Fungi, Ascomycota, Eurotiomycetes, Chaetothyriales, Herpotrichiellaceae. Bases 1 to 1989 code for a protein of 662 amino acids. The record is from RefSeq and is a predicted model, not a curated record. The transcript has 2 exons.